Messenger RNA from Psammomys obesus (fat sand rat), 2666 nucleotides. RefSeq names its product myelin basic protein (gene Mbp). The transcript has 10 exons. Gene Ontology annotation, biological process: myelination. Gene Ontology annotation, cellular component: neuronal cell body; cell periphery; internode region of axon. Gene Ontology annotation, molecular function: structural constituent of myelin sheath. The record is from RefSeq and is a predicted model, not a curated record. NCBI's taxonomy places the organism in Eukaryota, Metazoa, Chordata, Mammalia, Rodentia, Muridae. The coding region runs from base 202 to 1194 and encodes 330 amino acids.
AGCCGCUGUCAGACACGGUCGCUGAGCGCCAGCGAGGAAGAGCCUCCGGCCCAGGCGGCGUGAGCCUCGAGACCCCGGAAAGCAGUACCCGCUCCCCAGCCACCCCGAACCCAGCGUUGGGUCACUCCUGCCGGGCUCCCUGGCCCGUCUUGGCCUCCGAGCCGCAGCCAGCACCGCUCUUGAACAUCCCAUCAAUUCACUAUGGGAAACCACUCUGGAAAGCGAGAGUUAACUGCCGAGAAGGCCAGCAAGGAUGGUGAGAUUCACAAAGGAGCCGCUGAAAAGAAGAGAAGCAGCGUGGGCAAGCUUUCUCAGACCAACUCAGAAGACAGCGAUGUGUUUGGGGAGGCAGAUGCGAUCCAGAACAAUGGGACCUCGGCUGAGGACUUGGCGGUGACAGACUCCAAGCACACAGCAGACCCAAAGAAUAACUGGCAAGGUUCCCACCCAGCUGACCCAGGGCACCGCCCCCACUUGAUCCGCCUCUUUUCCCGAGAUGCCCCGGGAAGGGAGGACAACACCUUCAAAGACAGGCCCUCCGAGUCCGACGAGCUUCAGACCAUCCAAGAAGACCCCACAGCAGCUCCCGAAGGCCUGGAUGUGAUGGCGUCCCAGAAGAGACCCUCUCAGCGAUCCAAGUACCUGGCCACAGCAAGUACCAUGGACCAUGCCAGGCAUGGUUUCCUCCCAAGGCACAGAGACUCGGGCAUCCUUGACUCCAUUGGGCGCUUCUUUAGUGGUGACAGGGGCGCACCCAAGCGGGGCUCUGGCAAGGUACCCUGGCUAAAGCAGAGCCGGAGCCCUCUGCCCUCCCAUGCCCGCAGCCGUCCUGGGCUGUGCCACCUGUACAAGGACUCACACACAUCAAGAACUACCCACUAUGGAUCCCUGCCCCAGAAGUCCCAGCACGGCCGGACCCAAGAUGAAAACCCAGUAGUCCACUUCUUCAAGAACAUUGUGACACCUCGCACACCUCCUCCAUCCCAAGGAAAGGGGAGAGGCCUGUCCCUCAGCAGAUUUAGCUGGGGGGCCGAGGGGCAGAAGCCAGGAUUUGGCUACGGAGGCAGAGCUUCCGACUAUAAAUCGGCUCACAAGGGAUUCAAGGGGGCCUACGACGCCCAGGGCACGCUUUCCAAAAUCUUUAAGCUGGGAGGAAGAGACAGCCGCUCCGGAUCUCCCAUGGCGAGACGCUGAAAGCCCUCCCUGCUCAGCCUUCCCGAGCCCUGCCCUCGGCUUCUUAAUAUAACUGCCUUAAACUUUUAAUUCUACUUGCACCCGUGAGCUAGUUAGAGCAGACCCUCUCCUAAUCCCGGGGAGCCCUGCAAGUGGCGGGGCCAGGCCUCGGCACCCCGACUACUUAAAACUGUUUGUCCCUUUUCAUUUGAAGAUUGCGUUUCCUCGGGGUCUUCUCUGCCUUGCCUUGUGCCCCGUGUACCCUGGUCGACUCCGGAGGACACCCUUCCCAGUUCACCCCUACUCCAUCCUCAGACUUUCUUUUCACGGCGAGGCACACCCCUCCAGCUUCCGUGGGCACGGAUAGACAGGCACACCGCCAAGGAGCCAGAGAGCGUGGCGCAGGGGACUGUGUGGUCCAGGCUUCCUUUGUUUUCUUCCCCCUAAAGAGCUUUGUUUUUCCUAACAGGAUCAGACAGUCUUGGCGUGGCUUAUACACCGGGGGCUUGUGGUAUGUGAGCGCAGGCUGGGCAGCUGUGAGAGUCCAGAGUGGGGUGGCCCUGGGGACGCUUCCAGGCCAGCUGUCCCCUGCACCCCACCAGCUGAUUUCGAGCGUGGCAGAGGGAAGGAAAGGGGCGAGCGGGCUGGGCAAUGGCCCCAACAGGAAACGGGACUUAGGGAAACUCGCUGGAGAUGCCAUGUGUGGCCGCUGUGUCACCAUCUCUCCCCGGUGGCUCCCCAGAGCCGGUGCCUUUAAGAACCCCGUUUCCUCUCAGAGCCCAGGGAGAGUCCAGGGACUUGGCGCAUCUGGUCGUGGGACUGCAGGAGUUCUCUGGCGGCCUCGCGCUGGCUCACUGGCCACUCAUUGCAUUGGGGUGGCCAGGAGCAGCUCGCCAUGGCAGUGCCCAUUGGCACACACUAACAUCAGUGAAAAAUAACUCUCCCUUGCUUCAUAGAAAGGACUCAUUCUUAGCUGAUUUGGGUGUGUUCCUGUCACUGAGUGGCCACCCUGGAUGCAGGGCCGGCCUGGGCGACCCUCAGGGAUGAGGAGCUCGGAACCCCAUUCUUCUAACUUCCAUAGACAGCUCCCUGCCCCUCUAACAUACUGACAAUGUCUUUUGAUUCAGAGUAUCUUUUAUAGACCUCCCAAAGAGCCCCACACUGGCACCAUCGUCCCUUGGAAGGGAGGUGAUGGUUGAUGUAGACCAACAAACAUCUUGUUAAUCUGUCCUAAUUCUGAGUGUAGUGUGGGUUUAAGAUAACUCCUAUUAAUAUAUAGCCACAAUAAUGUGAGGGUAGAGAAGAGCAGGGAAGAGAAUUCCAGAAACAAACCCUCCAGGUAGUUCCACAGGAGUACUUGCCCUCCAGUGUGAUGGAACAACCUUGCUCAUGGCUUCUUCAACCAGACAGCACAUGCUGCAGAACGGCUGGACAGAAGCACCUACUGUUCUUGAAUAUUGAAAUAAAAUAAUAAACUUGCGAUAAUCCUUGUG